AAGGAUAGAUAUGUAGCCGGGAGUAUUGUCCGAAUUAAAAUGAGAAAUUUCAUGACGUACGAUCAUGUCGAAUUUUGCCCAGGCCCUCAUCUCAACAUGAUCUUAGGGCCCAAUGGGACGGGAAAAUCUUCAAUCGCUGCCUGUAUUGCCAUAGGGUUAGGCUUUGCUCCUAAAGUAAUGGGACGAGCAAAAGAGUUGAGGUCCUACGUCAAACAAGGCUCCGAAGAAUGCGAGACAGAGAUCGAACUGAAGGGGAAGGGUGGGGAGCCGAACGCCAUCAUCGGACGUGUGUUUUCCAAAGAAAGUGAAAAAUCGACUUGGAAGUUGAACCGUGAGGAUUCGACGAAGAGAGCUGUCCAAGAACUUGUGGCCAACAGCGGGAUCCAAGCCAACAAUCUAUGCUCUUUUCUUCCUCAAGACAAGGUUGCCGAAUUUGCCAAGAUGGCGCCCAUUGAGGUUCUCCAUGCGACUAUGCUAGCAGCCGGUGAUCCCAGGUUGACUAGAUGGCACAAAGAUCUGUGUGUCAAGGGAGAAGAGCGGAGGGCUGUUGAAGAGGUGGGUCCACCACCUAGACUGUCGGACGGCCGCUCACCGGUUAGACUUACGAUGGGCUCGUCAUACGUAGGGACAACCUGA
This is a messenger RNA of Tremella mesenterica DSM 1558, 636 nucleotides long. RefSeq lists its product as uncharacterized. Gene Ontology annotation, biological process: double-strand break repair via homologous recombination. Gene Ontology annotation, molecular function: ATP binding; ATP hydrolysis activity. Gene Ontology annotation, cellular component: Smc5-Smc6 complex. The record is from RefSeq and is a predicted model, not a curated record. Lineage: Eukaryota; Fungi; Basidiomycota; Tremellomycetes; Tremellales; Tremellaceae. The annotation marks the transcript as partial. The transcript is spliced from 4 exons.